ACCUCUGUGUUGGAACAAACCAUCAAGACCACACAAGAGAGCUGCGACGACGAGAUCCAGCUGUACAACGGGCAAAUCGAGACCCUCAGGGAGCAGAUCGAAGAGGCCGAGAGGUCACUGGAGAAAUACACCAACGACUGUCGACAGCUGGCCAUGUACCAGACCUCUCUGGAGAACGAGCUGGAGAGGUACACGAGAAUCAUCGAGAAUGAAGACAACAGAUUGAACUCCGCGAUAAUUGGGACACCCAUUACUUUGCUCACAACCAAUUAUAAAUACAGCCAUAGUCCUAGCAUGACCAGGAAAGGAAAAGAUAUCACCCAAGUCAUCCAAGACAUCACCAACGUAAAACCUCGUCAGAAGUACUUGGCUAAGAAAGUGUUUAAAAAGAAAGAGAUCACAUCCAAAGGACCUAGUCGACUUGAGGAUAAGCCAGCCGAAGAAUUUGAAGAGGACGAAAAAGGACUGAUGGAGGAGCAGGGGGUGGGAAGCGAGGAGCAUGUUCUUCGUGAGGAUGUGCCUGAUGGUGCCCAGAUCAGCAAAGCCUUUGACACACUCUGUAACAUCAUACGCGACCGCAUGAGGCGGGUACAGAGGCCAGAGCCGAUCGCUGACUUCUUCACCAGGGGACGCUAUGUACUAGUGACAGGUGACUCUAGCUACCUGGACCCCUGCUUCUUUUCAACCACUCCUUCUGCUAGUCACGUCUACGUCACAAUCCAAGAUGGCAUGAUGCCUUAUGAUCCAUACUGGAGAGGUACACCUUCACCUGUCCCGAGCACCCCUUCUGGACCAACACCCUUAACCCCUUCCACACCUUCAGAACCAGAAACGGGAAAAGACGAUGGAGGUAGGAAGGAGGGUGGAAAUGGGGAGAGGGCAAAAUCCAAAAGUGGAGAGCCUCAUCCAAAGAUGAAAGAACCAGAACCGAGCCCCAGCCCACCGCCAGGCCCUCAUGACGACAAAGGCCCCAGCCCUCCGCCAGGCCCCAGGCAGCCCUCACCCCAACGUGGCGGCAAGGGCAAGACCUCGGACGAUCCCAGCAGCUUCCAACACCCUCCACCCAUGCCAUCGCCCAGUUCCAUCCCUCCUGACUCCAUGACUUACGAGAAGGUAGAAGUAGUGGAGUCGGUGGAGAAGCUCUCACAUGACAAAAAAGUGAAGGGCUAUGAAGAGACAACCACAGUGGUGGAGACCAUGAUUGAGAAGACCAGCAGAAAGAAACACGCCGAUAGAUCCUCUUGAAACCUUUCAAACAUUCCGCACGUUCUAUCCAUUUCUGCCUCGGACCUGCUCCAGUUUUGCCUCCUACCUGCUAUUGACGAGAUUCUUAGUGCUGCGCUGUUAACUUCUUGCACCAUUGCCUUUGGCCUUUACUAUCUGAAAACUUGGGAAGCCAAAAAUUAAAUGCCUCAUAUUCCCCCCUCACACAAAAAUAAAUUUUGUAACUGAGAACCUUGACACAGAAAACAUUAACUGCCAGUUUUAAUUGGAUUCACAGACUCUAUUCCAAAACCUAGUGAGCCUUCUAGGGCACCAUCCUUACUGAAACUGAACUUCUUAAGCAAUUGAUUUGGAACAUUCUACCUAGAGCUACUUACAAAGUGCACUUGGGGAAUCUCUGUUCAACAAAUGGUUUCCAAAGAGUUUGGUGUUACCAUGUUGCUAAGCUAACGAAGUGUGUUCAUAAAUUUAUAAUCAUAAAAAGAGAAAGCAUACAAAUGGUACAUUUUUCAGUUUUAUAUUUUAUAUUCUGCAUUUUCUUUUGCUUCGUCUGCCAUCUUGGAUGGAUAUUCUUACUCUGGGAGUGCCUUCUCUGCAAAAGAUACUUGCAAUGCUGCCUUAGAAUUUUUCCACGUCUCGGUAUCGUAGGAGGCAGUGAAACAAAAGCUGCCUACCUUUUGGAACAGCCUUAUCAUCGGGAGUACACCUAUGAUACCUUAAAAUGCUGCCUAGGUAGGCAGUUCCCUAGGUUGUGGAAUAGAGCCAUACAGCCACCCCAAUUAACAUGUAGAGUAUCACCCUCUCUCGCCCUUAACCUCAGGUCAAACCAAAGCAAAUGUUUAGUUUUAUUUGCUAUUAUUUUGUUCAAUUUAAGACACCAGCAUUGCCCACCACAGUCUUGAUGUGUAACUGCGACUCAAAUAAACAUCAAACCAAAAAAAUCUCAA
This is a messenger RNA of Sinocyclocheilus grahami, 2171 nucleotides long. RefSeq names its product filensin-like. Lineage: Eukaryota; Metazoa; Chordata; Actinopteri; Cypriniformes; Cyprinidae. The record is from RefSeq and is a predicted model, not a curated record. The transcript is spliced from 3 exons. Gene Ontology annotation, cellular component: cytoplasm; intermediate filament. The annotation marks the transcript as partial. Gene Ontology annotation, molecular function: structural constituent of eye lens. Gene Ontology annotation, biological process: lens fiber cell development.